AUGUAUCCCGUCCAAUAUGCUCCGCAACCAUACGUAGCUGUUGUGACACCUGCAUUCAAUCAACAGCCUGCUCAGGCUUAUCAAGCGCCUCCAGCUUAUCGACCAGCUCCAGUUCAACAACGUGUUGCGGCUCCUCCAGCUUAUCAACAAACACCAAUAGCUCCUGUUUAUCAACAACCAAGAGCUCAAGCGCCAAGGCAAAAUGCUCAAAACCAGAACAUAAGGCAAGGGGAGAGGGCGACCUUCAAUCCAAUUCCAAUGUCGUACACUGAGUUGUAUCCCUCCCUAUUGCAAAAGGGGUUGGUGGUUCCCAGACCUAUGGGACCUCCACCUGACCGUCUUCCUCCAUGGUACAACCCUAAUGCACACUGUCCUUUUCAUGAAGGUGCCCCCGGGCAUGACCUAGAGGGUUGUAACGCUCUAAAGCAUAGGGUUCGGGAAUUGAUUGAGAGCAAGAUCUUGUCUUUUAAGGACAUGGGGCCGAAUGUGAAGAACAAUCCUCUUCCUCCCCAUGGAGAUCCCGCGGUAAAUACCAUUGAAGAUGCCUCUGCUGGUGUUACGGUUGAUAAGAUGGAUGAUGUGAAGACUCCUUUGGUGGCAUUCCAUGCCCGAUUGGUGGAAGCUGGCCUGAUUAAUGUAAAUCAUGAAAAUUGUGAAGAGUGUGCCACACAUCCAAAAGGGUAUCAGAUGGUGCGAGACAAUAUUCAAGGCUUGAUGGAUGAAGGAAUGCUUCAAAUAUCCAGUGCUGUGAAGAACGAGGAUGUGUUGGUGAUUGAACCUUGUUUCAAUUUACCUAAACCAGUCGAAAUCCCAUAUUAUAGUGGUGGAGUGGUCCCGAUGAACAGUAAGCCAUCGCCUGUCGAGAUAUGUAUGCCCACGCCUUUUCCCUACGAGAGCACCAAGGUUGUGCCUUGGAAAUAUGAGAUUACUGCUGUGGAUAAGGUUGUUGAAGGAAGUUCAGACGUUGAGGUGACAGAAGCUGUAAGUGAAGACGUCACAAAUAUUGCAGGAAUGAGCAGAAUGACCCGUAGUGGUCGAAUCUAUAUGCCUGAAUUCAAUGUGACUCCUCAAGGGCCAAAUAAGGAAUCAACGGUUGCAGCUCCCACUAAAGAACCCGAAGUGGUCCAAUCCGAAGAUGCUGUUGAAUUCUUGAAGUUGAUCAAGAAAAGUGACUACAAGGUUGUGGACCAGUUGCAUCAAACACCGUCUAAGAUCUCUAUUUUAUCUUUGUUAUUGAACUCCCAAGCCCAUAGGGAGGCUUUGUUGAAGGUGCUUGCUCAAGCUCAUGUAACGCAAAGCAUAACAGUUGACCAAUUUGAUGGAGUAGUUGCAAACAUCACAGCUUGUAAUACUUUGAGCUUCAGUGGAGAGGAAUUACCUGAGGAUGGACAAAAUCACAAUCGUGCUCUCCAUAUCUCGGUAAAAUGCAAAGAUGAUGCUUUGGCAAGAGUGUUGGUUGAUACCGGAUCUUCUCUGAAUGUUAUGCCAAAAAGAACACUCGCCAAGUUGUCUUAUCAAGGACCAGCUAUGAAGCCUAGUGCCUUGGUAGUGAAAGCUUUCGAUGGUUCCAGGAGAACCGUGAUUGGAGAGUUGGAACUGACCAUAUUGAUUGGCCCUCAUGACCCUGUUGGGAAAGCUUGUUCAUCUUUCGCUUCUCUGAAAAGCGCAAAGUCUAGCAUCGAAGGAGGAACCCCUGAAGGUUGGGGUCAACUUAUUGAUAUUCGUGAGAAGCAUGAUCGCUUUGGUCUGGGAUAUGUGCCUUCCGCUGCAAAAGGAGCCCGAGUCCCUACAAAGGACAACACCUGA
This is a messenger RNA of Lathyrus oleraceus (garden pea), 1806 nucleotides long. RefSeq lists its product as uncharacterized. Gene Ontology annotation, biological process: proteolysis. Bases 1 to 1806 code for a protein of 601 amino acids. NCBI's taxonomy places the organism in Eukaryota, Viridiplantae, Streptophyta, Magnoliopsida, Fabales, Fabaceae. The record is from RefSeq and is a predicted model, not a curated record. Gene Ontology annotation, molecular function: aspartic-type endopeptidase activity. The transcript has 2 exons.